AUGUCGUCACCGCUGAGCUAUAUUCCUUUGGGGAGCCUCAUCAUCACGCAAGAGGGCAGCAAACUCACAGAUGAAGAAUGGAGGAAGUUGUGGGAGAAGUUUGGUAACUGGACAUGCAUUGCACCCGUUCCCUCGGCCGUCAACGGCAACCCCGCCGGAUCAUUUGACGAGACUGACGACAUCUUCCUGAGGUCGGGAUCCUUCAAGAACUACACGAACCUUCUAGCGGAGAAAUGGAUUCGCGUUGAACUUAGGAUCAACCCUGACAGUGAAAAGUUCGGCGUCGCGAGAAUAUACAUUUUGCCCGACGAUGUUGAUAACCGACUCGUUGAUCGAGCCCGUGCCAAGCUGCACAAGUCCCGGAAGUCCCUCAUCUCCCUCUUGGACCUCGCGCCGGAAGCUUGGUCUUUCCAGCCAUCUGGUAACCUUUUAGCUUUGGACUGCAUCUUGGAAGGGGAUGCCGGCCAUGAUGACGAAUCGGUUUCCCUGCUUCGACUCUUUAACACCAUCCCCUCUCCCGACCCUGCCCCGGACACUAUUACCAACCCUGCUGAUCGAGAAGCCGCCUACAGCUUGCUGAAUGGCGACAUUCCAGGCUUGAGGGAGACCUCUGUCUUGUAUGAUUAUCAGCGGCGCUCGGCUGCAGUCAUGAUACAACGUGAAAGCCAGCCUGGCCGGGUCCUCGACCCGAGACUUGCCAAGGGGGCCGACCAGACUGGCGGGACCUUCUACUACGAUCUCAGCGCUGGUGUCCUUCUGAAAGAGCCUAGGUUCUACGAGGGGGUCAGAGGCGGCAUCUUGGCCGAACAAAUGGGCUCUGGCAAGACGCUCGUAUGCCUGGCCGUUAUACUUGCCUCCAGGCAUUCGGGUACCCGCACUCCUGACUUACACCAGGGAAGCGACAUUCGCGUGAGGAAACGGAUUGGUUCACUGGCAGAUAUGGCUGCAUCUGCUGCUACCAGCAAAGCGGCUGCUUGGAAAUUCUACUUCAACGUCUAUGAGCCGAAAGAGAUGGUCUAUUCCAAGUGCAUUGAUGCCAUCAAGCGCAACCCCGGCUUCUACCACGUCCCUGCUAGCCCACCCAGGCGUCUCAGUCGCCGCGAUCCUCUGAUAAAACCAGUACUGAGGAAGAUAUGGCACAGCCCUACGUCACUUGUGAUUGUGCCCAACAACCUGGUGCGGCAGUGGGUUCAGGAGAUUGAGAAGCACACCGUCAGUCCAGACAGCCCGGCUGGUUUGAAGGUUCUUCAGCUCACCAGCCAUAACGAGAAAAUCCCUGAUCCCAGGACCCUGUCCACUUAUGACAUAGUGUUGGUCACCAACUCACGGCUGGACAGAAUAUGGAGAGAGACAAUGAUGCUGGGCUGCCCUCUGUCAGAGGUCCACUUCAAGCGAUGCAUCGUCGACGAAGGCCACAAGCUGGGUUGUGCCAAAAUUGCAAACAAGAGCAACGUUCUUCUUGCCAUCGACGCCAUGUCAUUCUCUGCCCGUUGGAUCGUGACCGGUACACCCGCUACUGGACUGUUCGGCGUGGACGACCAACACUUCACCAACGUCACUGCAGACACCCCUCAAACUGCCAACAGGGCAGCGGCCCUGGCCGAGGCGGAGAAAGGGGAUCUUGGGAAGAUCGGGGCGAUAGCAUCGCUGUACCUCAAUGCUAGGCCCUGGUCCAAUUCUGUGCAUGAGACGGCAGACACACCGGCGGAUUGGGCCGUAUACGUGAUGCAGCCGCAGCACAGCUCCCGGAGCACCGGUCGUAAAGGCGUUCUCCGGGCUACGUUGAACUCGCUACUCAUCAGGCACCGGUUGUCCCAGCUAAACACGUUACUUCCAUCGGUAAACGAGAAGAUAGUUGUACUGGAUGGAUCCUACCAGGAUAAGCUGUCGCUCAACAUAUUUUCGAUGAUGAUCAUCUUCAAUGCCGUUCAAUCUCAGAGAGUCGACCGGGACUACUUUUUCGACCCGCAUCAGCGGAAAGCCCUGCUUCAGCUGCUUCACAACUUGAAGCAAGCCAGUUUCUUUGGAGGCUCUUUUUUUACCAAAGAUGAAAUCAAGAGGUCGCUCGAGACUGCGCAAUCAUUCGUCGAGGAGAAGAAGGUGCCCAUCAGUGAAGAGGAUGAGGUAUCGCUCAAGCAGGCCAUGGAGGUCGCCCAAACUGCCAUCGACAACCAGCUGAAAGAAUACAGCAACAAGUUCAACGAGGUGCCCAUCUUUAUCCAAGACUUUCUGCCCAACGGUGUCGGCUCAGCCUGGUCUCUGGACGACAGAAAGACGAAUCCUACCUGCACCGAUGCGGGCAUGGUGCUUGCCGUACAAAAACUGAUCGUUUCUUCCCAGAACGACACUACAAAGUUGAAUAGUCUCCUGAAUGGCAAGCUAGAAGAAGAGGGCCGCAAGGAGCAAGCCGGGCAAAUCACAUCCGUUGCAGAAGUCACCAAGGCUGAUGCGCGACCACUGAGAAAUUCCGGUGUUCUCGCAGGCAACACGGCGCUGGGAGGCGAGAGAGUCCCUCGCCAUCUCCGACCGAACACCUUGCAGAAACCAGGCCAACUCCCUCUAGAGCAGGACCUUCCAGACGACUUGAAGAAGGCAAGGCUCGUUUCCACUGUGUCGGCCAAGCUCUCCUAUCUGAUCGACGCCAUUGUCGAGCACCAGGAGCGGGAGAAGCUAAUCAUCUUCUACGAAAACGAGAACGUGGCGUGGUACCUGGCGGGUAUACUUGAGGUGAUUCAUGUUCGUCAUUUCAUUUAUGCCAAGAAGCUCUCGUACGAGCGGAAGAUGUCCUACAUUAACACGUUCAACAAUGACCCCGAACUCCGUGUCAUCCUCAUGGACUUGACGCAGGCAGCUGUCGGCCUUGAUAUGAAGGCGGCCUCGAGGAUCUACUUCAUCAACCCUGUUCUGAACCCACAGAUCCAAACGCAGGCCAUCGGCCGAGCCCGGCGUAUCAGCCAGCAGAAGCCUGUGACUGUUGAGACGCUUGUCUUGCGGGGUAGCAUCGAGGAAGUAAUUGUUGAGCGCAAGAAGAGCAUGUCCCAGAUUGAGCACUGGAAGUGUAAGUCCAUCCUGGACGACCGUCCCAUCUACAACUGGAUUAGGAAUGCCAGAAUCAUUCCUCUCGCAAAAGACCAGAACGACUAUCUAGCACAGACGGUCCCUCUGAACCACCCUCAGCCGAUUUUCUGCGGCAAGUUGGGCGACAUUGAUCAUACGGGCCAAGGUCCUACCGAGAGCGGGAGGGAAUCCGAGUCGGCGUACCGAUCGUUGUCGAAUGGUUUGAAGCGCCCCCGCGGCGCCGAACCUGAGGGCAACGAGGAGUCGGCCAAGUUGGAUGAGAGACAAACCCAGCGUGUUCGCUUUACGGUAGACAAUGAAGGCAAGAGUGCUGAGCGGCCCGCGCGUGGAGUGAGAUUUGCGGAUGAGUGA
Molecule: messenger RNA, 3429 nt
Organism: Colletotrichum graminicola M1.001
Lineage: Eukaryota; Fungi; Ascomycota; Sordariomycetes; Glomerellales; Glomerellaceae
Exons: 3
Coding region: 1-3429 (1142 amino acids)
Molecular function (GO): ATP-dependent chromatin remodeler activity; ATP binding
Source: RefSeq, a predicted model, not a curated record